AAAAAGAAAUACUAAGUAAUUGAAUAAAAACGAUAAUUUUAGUAAAUACUAAAUACGAUGAUAUCCCGCAGAAAUGCGAUUUUUUUGGUUACGGCAGUUAGCUUUUUAAAAAGCCACCGACACACAACUUAGGAUAUCAUAGUGGGAUCUCGGAGUUGAAGAUCAAAACAUCGGUCGGCUAGGUGGGCUGUUUUAAAAAUAUUGACUGGCCAGAACAAGACGCAACAACAUCGUAGAAAGUCCAAUCAUUUAUCGUUAUCAGAUUAACUUCAACAAUCAAAAUAAUAAUUAUCAGUUUUUUUAAUUGGAACAUUUUUAAAUACGUCAUUUGUAAAAUUAAUAAUAUUAGUUAUAAUAGUUACAGUUUAUUGCCGCCCAGUCGCAUUCUCUUGUGGGACGGAGUGUAGAAAUUAAUUACUUAAAUACUUAUAUCAGGUAUCUAAAUUAGUAUUUACGAUUUUCCAGCUUGAGAUUUGGCCAAUUUGUAUUCUUGUUUAUUAACUCGUACGCGAGUUAUGUAAAAAACUGACGUCUCAUACCUACCUAUCUGUCGACGCCUCCGCCAAUGUCCAUGUAGAUGAUCUUAAGUUCAGUGUCCCGUACAUUUUGCUGCAGAAUUAUAGUAAAUAUAUAUCAAUAUCAAUAUUUAAUAAUAUGAAAGCAAACUAUUCUCAGACUUAUUUUAUCUUACCACCUUUGAAAUGGUUAAAUGAGAAGAGGAAGACACAACAAUUUGUUUAUAAUUUGGCCAUUCAGAAAAAUAGAUUUAAUAUUUAAAUAGUGAAUAUAACAAUUUGGUUAGCCGUUUUAAUUUUAAUUAUGGAUGAUGAUAACUGUCUUCAAUUGAAUGAUGAUCCAAUUCAGUUUGUUCCUGCAAGUGUAAGCAAAACAACAAAUGUGUUUUACGAUGAGAUAACUGGACAGAUAAUUACUGUUCAUUCUGGUGAAUUGACUGAAAUAAUUGUAACUUCUAGUACUCGUUGUAGAGAAAAUAUGGUGUUUAAAAUAGAAGACCGGGGACCAGUAUCUUCAAUAAAAAUGUCCUUAGACUGUAAAAUAUUAACAAUGAUGAGAACAGCAUUAUCUGUGGAAUUAAUGGAUAUUAAAGAAAAUACAUUACAAAGUCCUUAUUUUUUGUAUUGUAAAUUCAAAGGUGCCAAAUUGUUGGGCUUUAUAUGGACUGGUAACAACGAAAUACUAUUAAUUAGUGAUAAAGGUGUAGAAUUAUACCAGAUUGAAGGCCAAGUACCUAAGCAACGCAUAGUUUUUUCAAAAUCUAUCAAUUUGCAUGUGAAUUGGUUUAUUUACUCAAAUCACUCAAAAAUAUUACUACUGUCUAUGAAUUCUUUUGGAGAUUUCCAACCCCUUCAUAUUUUACCUGGAAAUAUAAACAAACUGACAAAAUUAGAAGUUGAUUUAGAUAUUUCUCUUAAUAUACCAAAUCAAUCAAUUAGUGAACGAAAUAUUGUAAUGACAACUGUGUAUAACACACUCAGGAUAUUAGUUUUACCAACAAGUCAAAGUCGCAAUGAAAUAAUAGUUUAUACAUUAAACAAAAUGAUGAUGUUUAAAAAAUCACAUAUUUUACGAUUGACACACAAUGGUAAAUUGUUGAUUAAUGUAGUUGAUAAUUUGAUUGUCGUUCAUUACCAACAAACAAAGUCUUCUUCUGUAUUCGACAUAUAUAUGGAAGCUGCAAAAGAACAUACAAUAUCACAUUAUUUACCUAUCUUAGAUGAUCUAUCAAUUAAAAGAACAGUUCCAAGAGAAGGAGGAUCACAUUAUGUUUCUCAUCUAUGUAUCCUUUUUAUAAUUAAAAUAUCAAGCAAUAUGAAAUUUAAUUAUAUUCACUAUAUCCUUAAGUUUUAAUGCAAAAUAAAUAUU
This is a messenger RNA of Acyrthosiphon pisum (pea aphid), 1884 nucleotides long. Its product is annotated as regulator of MON1-CCZ1 complex protein bulli. Bases 820 to 1869 code for a protein of 349 amino acids. Gene Ontology annotation, biological process: regulation of autophagy. Lineage: Eukaryota; Metazoa; Arthropoda; Insecta; Hemiptera; Aphididae. The record is from RefSeq and is a predicted model, not a curated record. Gene Ontology annotation, cellular component: late endosome membrane; lysosomal membrane; Mon1-Ccz1 complex. The transcript is spliced from 9 exons.